CAGUCAAUUUGUGGCAUUUGUAUAAAAUGGACGCAGCUUAUGUGAAAUUUAUGAUGUGCCGGUGCCUUAUGAAUCGGGCGGAUUGGGGCUUAGCCAUUGGUUGCAUGAAUAUUGUGUACUCCUUUUUCCUCUUUCAAUUUUGGGCAGUGGAACUCGUCAGAUCCCUCAACAAUUAUACCAUCAAGUGGGUUUUGUUGUACGGAUUCAACAUGAUGUUCAAUGUGAUCGCCAUGAUGAGAAUUGUGAAAAGGGAAAGUAUCUCGGUCUUCUACUGGAUGUGCGAGACUGGUGCCCUUUUAAUAUUCCGAGUGCAUCACAUAUAUUACAACGUAGAUGAGUUUUGGCUAGCCGAAAGUAAGUUGUACCACGUUUGCAAUAUUAUAAUCGAUGCUUACAUUGGACUGUCGUUGCUGGCCAUGAUUUAUGUUAUGUGUGGCUUGGAGCUAGAGAGCCAAUACCCCGAGGAUGAAAUGGAAAAUGAUUGCAAAUUCGAUCCAGAGUCAGCCAAAAGAGCUGCUCAAAAGGAUGAGGCGGAGUUGCUAGCAAGGAAUCAGGAGGAGCAGGCGCACUUGGAACAGAGAAAGCUAGAAAGCGAUCGUGAAAUGGAGGAAUUAAAUCGCAAAGCCACUUUAAAACUGGCUCAGCUCGAGGAGGAGGGAUCCCUGUCCAGCCAGGAGAUAGCACCCACAGCACCCGAAGAGGAAAAUCUCGAUUCCAGCAUUUUCCUCAUGCAAGACUUUCCCGGACCUUCAGCUCCGCCAGAAAGCGUACUCUCCAUCGAGCCGGAUUUCUACUAUGAGAUCAAUGAUAUAGUUGACUCCGGCGAUCAACAGAAUUAUUAAUCAUUCCCUCGAAUAGAUAGCCAUAAGUUUUACAUUCGCUGGCAGUGCAACAUAAACAAUCUAAAUGGAAGUAAAUAACAUUUUCACUUGACCCCCAAAAGUCUGACCGCAACUUUUGGCAACAAAAGCCCAAAAACGAAGAACAACAAACAAACAAAUGGAGGAAAACUUGACUUAACUUUUCCGACGGGGCUUUGCCAGGGAAUGGGGGUUUCCUCUGUUGGAUAAGGGAUUACGAUCAAAGCGUUCGAUUGAGUGUGUC
Drosophila simulans is the source of this 1104-nucleotide messenger RNA. RefSeq lists its product as uncharacterized. Bases 27 to 842 code for a protein of 271 amino acids. NCBI's taxonomy places the organism in Eukaryota, Metazoa, Arthropoda, Insecta, Diptera, Drosophilidae. The record is from RefSeq and is a predicted model, not a curated record. The transcript is spliced from 3 exons.